GCUGUGGUGAAAAAUACUGCACCCAAACCUUCAUUUGAUGCAUCUGUAUGAAGGACAAAUGGCAGGUAAAAAUCAGGAUAAGCCAAGAUAGGUGGACUACGCAACACAUCAACAAGACCACUGGAGAUGAAUAUGGAGAUGUUGAUUUCCUGAUCCAUCCAUGAUCGAGUAAGUUCUGAACAUACUCCUUGACCUCCUUAUACAGAGGUUUUGGGAUUGCAUUGUGGGAGGCCUGGACUGGUGUGUCAUCCUUCAAAUGAAUUUUUAGCUGCAAGUCGGGAAUGCAGUCAUCUGAAUCUGUCUGAGCAAAGACAUCUGAUUCUUCAUACAACAUCUCCUGAACUAUACUGUAUGUUGCUCACUUUCUUCAAGAUAGGACAAAUUAACAUGUGGAUGCCAUCUCUGUUGAGUUUGUUUUUCUGUGGCAGGCUUGUGGUCUAUCGCAGUCUGUUCGUGGCAGUUUAACCGAUGGAUGUUGCACUGGGCUGGGGCUAUCUGGAAAGCGUUUAACCGGAUGAAUUUGAGUAACCUCCUCCAGUCUGCCUAAAACCGUUCUCUUACUUAGGUAAAAAUCAUGUUAAGUGGGGUUGUGGAUGGGUAUUUUGACCAUUUUGGUUGACCCUCUGGGCACAGCUCUAGCCCAUCUGGUCAGUUACUCACUGGGUUUGGCUGAAACAACACAGAGCUACCUGUUGGCCAUGCUCUGACUCUAGAUCUGGCCUGUGAAUAUCAUUAAACCUUUCUUGCCUGUUCUCACUUUGCACUUAGGAGCAAUUUCAUCAGUGGUCAGGCUCUGAAGGGCCGAGACUACAGCCGCAACUGUAUCAUCACUGACACUUAAGGCUUCCUUAAGUAAAACAGAGAUAUCAGCCUUGCUUCCGUUCUCAUUGUUCGUUCUGAUAAUCUCUGCUAUGACAUUACUUACUUUUACUUACUUACAGCUGAGAACAUCCUGACUGACAAGUACUAGUACUUGUAUUGUGACAUGCCCCUUAGUCGCACUGCCAAUUUGCAUUUCAACGUCUGCCCAUCCCUCAAAAGGAACAUCAGUGCCAUUAGCUGCCGCAACUUGUAAGGGCUGGUUGAGGAAGAGGGAUUCAAGUGGCUGAAUAUGGACAUUGGGGAGUGUAUUUUCCAUCCAAUUUUCUCUCACCAUGGUCACCUGGGCCCCUGAAUCCAGCAGCAUGGUAAGUGGGACACCAUUAAUAGAACAAGAGACCAUGCACUGUUCACCAAUGAGGCAUGCUAUGGAUUUACUCCGUGGUGGUCCAGUAUUGGAUCGUUUUGCGGGUGCAGCCAGUGUGGGGGACUCUUUGUUGAUGAAGGUCACUGGCUGUCCGUCUCCCGUGACCUCUCCCCGUUUCCCGACAUCUUCCUUUGCCAACAGCUGAUAGCUCCUGUCCGGCCUGACCACAAACAAAGCAAUGAGGGCAGCUCACUUGAUUUCGCUGUACACAGUCCCUGCACCUGCCUCUCGUUGUCUGUCUCUAUGAUAGUGGUAUUUCAGGCUGACUUGUGAGUGAACAGCGGGUCCCAUUGGUUAUACUAGGCCAUCUGUGCAAGGUGGUUAGUUAAUGAGGACACUUGUGCAGACAGUUCAGUAAUAACAGCAUAAUUGCCUUCUAACUGCAGGUUUAACUUGUCUUCCUUGGCUGAGUCAUUGUCUUGGUCAAGUUGAGCUGCGUUAACAGUCACUGGUCGAGUUUUGUUUGUGUAAAGAAGUCUAACUCUUUCUGCUUCCUCACUAGUGGAUUUAGUGAUUUGUUCUAAAAGGAAGUCAUCACUAACCUGAGGAUCAGUAAGAGGUGAUUUGAGGUCAUGCCUUACGUAGCUGUUCCUAUCACUCAGCCCUUGAUACAACGUGUGAAGAAAUGUACCCUGUACUUUUAACGUAGUUUCCUGUCAUAGUUGAAAUCUGCACCAGGCGGCUGUAACUCAAAAAGUAUACGCUGUUUUAACCCCAUGAGUCGAUACAGAAACUGUUGCGGGUUCUCCUUAUCAUGCUGCUUAGCACUACUUAACUCUUGAAAGAGCUCUGUACUGCUCUUGUCUCGGAUAUGAGAGCGAAGAAACCUUUUUAACUCUUCUACAGUUAGGUCAUCUUCGUUCAUCAGCAUCUCUCUAAACGUGCCAGGCUUCAUUACCUUAAGCGCUGUACGAAUUACUUCAGCCUCAGUAAAACCUUCUUGCAAACCUUCAUCUAUUUGUUUACUUAGGCUAUUGUAUGACGUAUCAGCACCAGAAUCUGAAAUCUGUCCACCAUGUAGUUUGAACUCUCUGCGUGGGAGCAGAGCUGCAACGUCAUUGAACCUUAUUACCUGCUCUCAAGCAUUGGAAUUAGGACUCAUCCUACCAGACGGAGCACCAGUUGUACAUGCUGUGUGUGUUUUGAAUGACCCUGGGAUGGCAGAAUUCCUCCCUGAAGCUCUGGUCUCUCCUCCGUCGUGCGACAGACAAGUGGAAAUGUCUCUGAUUUCUCCCGAAAAUUCAUCACGUGUGCUUCUAUGACGGGCUGGUAAAGGCAUUGCAGUGUCUCUGUCUGUUUGGGGCUUGAUGAUGUGAAGACCUUUGGUUGGUGUUGCUGGUCGUGGGUUUGGAUUAGGGUGGUCAGGGCAUGACGGAGGAGUUGAGCUAUAACUUCAUCUUCCAGGGAUCUCAGUUUCUCACUCCUAAUGUAGUCAAUAAUCAAGUCAUAGAGUUCUGGUUCACUCAAAUCAUCAAUUAAACUAGCCGUGCUGCCAUCAUCCACUGCUGUUGCAAUUGUAUGCAGCUCUUGCUGAGAUUUGACAACCUCUUCUGGAUACUGAAGGUCAGCAUUCGCCGGGGCUUGACAGUAGAAAUUCUGAUGUUACCCACUUGUCCUUUGCUCUCUGAAUGACGCAAUGAUAUGCAACCUUCCUGUCAGGCUCGGGCAGGCGUCGGACCCACAUGCACAGCACAAAGGCAGGUUGAGGAAGAAUACAGGCUUUAUUGCUAUAAGCAGAGUCAGACGGUCCAGGUCAUACACAAAAUCUCGGGCUUGAAGCACAGAAGGGGAGCAAGCAAUCUCAGGUCCAGUAGCCAGGCAGGGUUCGAUACACAAGAGAUCGCGGCGACAGUACAAACAAAGGCUAGGCAAAACUCACGGUCAAGCAGGGUUCAGUCAGGAUCAACACACGAGAGGUCAAACAAGAAAUGCUGGAAUGGAGUGCUAUGGCAAGGAAACUCGACAAUCUGGCAAGGGACUAUGGGAACUGGUGGUGGCUAAAUACACAGGUGCUGAUUAAUUAACUGUUAACAGGUGUGCUAAAUGAACCGGGAACUGAACUGAGAAACAGGAAGUAUUAGAAAAUAAAACAGGAAGUAACACGGAAACGUGACAGUACCCCCCCCCCCCAUGGCGCCUUCCACGGCGCCAACGGAAGCCCCCCCCUCAAACCAGGGCGGGCGGAGGGUGGUCUCAGGAGGAGGGACCGAAUCCCUCCCCGACAAGGCAGACAAGCAGGGUGGGUGGAGGGAGGACUGGAGGAGGGUCAAAACCAAAACCACAAUGAUCCACGACAGGGCGGAACCGGGAGUUCAUGAUGAGUCUGUAACACAAAGAACAAGGUCCAAACUGUCCCUUCAAGGGGGGAGGUGGUGAGAAGGGUCUCGGCCGCGCAGUCGCCAGGCCGAGACGGCACACUCCGUCUCCACGGACAAGGCUGGAGUCCCAAGAGGGCGGCGUCGAAACAAGACGCCUCCAGUGGUCCAACGCACGCGCCGGUGCCUUCCAUGCGGGCGGUGCUCCAGGAGGCCAAGGAGGCGCGGCGGUCGGCAACGGCAGAGGCAACGCCAUCGCCACCGCAGGAAACCGCGACCCCCGGGCAGGGAGUCGCCCCCGGAACUAGACAGUCGAGGUGGCCGACGACGCAGGAGGCAGCGCCAACCCCGCCACAGGAUGCGCCAACGGUGAGGCCACCCAUCAGGCAGACGAGAUCCAAGCCGGCGGGAUGCCGGCACCAAGGAAUAGGACAGACGUGGAGACGUGACAGCGCCGGACCACCAGGAACCGAUGCAGAUGCGGUCAGCGCCGGACCGCCAGGAACCGAUGCAGAUGCGGUCGGAGCCGGACCGCCAGGAACCGAUGCAGGUGCGGCCGGAGCCGAGCCGCCAGGAACCGAUGCAGGUGCGGCCAGAGCCGAGCCGCCAGGGACCGCAGCGGGAGCUGCGACAGGAACGACCCCCUCCUGGAGGUCGACAGGAACUGCAGCUGGAGCUGCGACAGGAAUGACCCCCACCUGGAGGUCGACAGGAAUUGCAGCUGGAGCUGCGACAGGAACGACCCCCUCCUGGAGGUCGACAGGAACUGCAGCUGGGGCUGCGACAGGAACCACCCCCUCCUGGAGGUCGACAGGAACUGCAGCUGGAGCUGCGACAGGAACGACCCCCUCCUGGAGGUCGACAGGAACUGCGGCGGAAGCUGCGACAGGAACAACCUCCUCCUGGAGGUCAGCAGGAACUGCGGCGGAAGCAGCGACAGGAACAACCUCCUCCUGGAGGUCAGCAGGAACUACGGCGGGAGCUGCGGCAGGAACAACCUCCUCCUGGAGGUCAGCAGGAAACUGCAGCGGAAGCUGCGACAGGAACAACCUUCUCCUGGUCAGCAGGAACUGCGGCAGGCGCGACCUUCUCCUGGAGGUCAGCAGGAGCUGCGGCAGGCGCGACCUCCUCCUGGAGGUCGGCAGGAGCUGCUGCAGGCGCGACCUCCUCCUGGAGGUUGGCAGAAACUGCGGCAGGCGCGACCUCCUCCUGGAGGUCGGCGGGAGCUGCGGCAGGAACUGCAGCCGGCGCCGCCUCCUCCUGGAGGUGGGCGGGAGCUGCGGCAGGAACUGCAGCCGGCGCCGCCUCCUCGUGGAGGUCGGCGGAGACUGCCCCUCCGAGGGUGACAGGGACACGAACGGCAUCCUCGCAGGAGCCGACAGGAACGGGGACUGGAACGACCUCUACCGGGCCGACAGGAACGGGAACUGGAACGGCCUCAACAUGGCCGACAGGAACUGAGACUGGGACGGCCUCAACAUGGCCGACAGGAACAGAGACUGGGACGGCCUCAACAUGGCCGACAGGAACAGGAACGGCCUCGACAUGGCCGACAGGAACAGGAACGGCCUCGACUUGGCCGACAGGAACUGAGACUGGGACGGCCUCAACAUGGCCGACAGAAACAGAGACUGGGACGGCCUCAACAUGGCCGACAGGAACAGGAACGGCCUCGACAUGGCCGACAGGAACAGGAACGGCCUCGACUUGGCCGACAGAAACUAGAACAGCGUCUUUACUGGAGCCGACAGGGACUAGAACGGCCUCCUUACUGGAGCCGACAGGGACUAGAACGGCCUCCUUACUGGAGCCGACAGGGACAGGAACGGCGUCCUUACUGGAGCCGACAGGGACUAGAACGGCGUCCUUACUGGAGCCGACAGGGACAGGAACGGCGUCCUUACUGGAGCCGACAGGGACAGGAAUGGCGUCCUUACUGGAGCCGACAAGGACAGGAACGACCCCUAACGGGCCGACAGGAACAGGAACGACCCCUAACGGGCCGACAGGAACUGGGACGGCGUCCUCUCCCCUCUGGAACCUGGACUAGACUCGACUGGACUGGAACCUGGACUACACUCGACUGGGCUGGAACCUGGACUCGACUCGACUGGGCUGAAACCUGGUCUCGACUCGACUGGGCUGGGACCUGGACUAGACUCGACUGGGCUGGGACCUGGACUAGACUCGACUGGGCUGGGACCUGGACUAGACUCGACUGGGCUGGAAACUGGACUCGACUCGACUGGGCUGGAAACUGGACUCGACUCGACUGGACUGGGACCUGGGCUGGGCUCGACUGGACUGGGACCUGGGCUGGGCUCGACUGGACUGGGGCUAGAGCCUGAACGGAGCUCGACUGGACUGGGGCUGGAACCUGAGCGUGGCAGGGCUGCACUGGAACCUGAGCGUGACAGGGCUGCACUGGAACCUGAGCGAGACAGGGCUGCACUGGAACCUGAGCGUGACAGGGCUGCACUGGAACCUGAGCGUGACAGGGCUGCACUGGAACCUGAGCAGAACGCGGCUGGACUGAGACCUGAGCAGAACGCGGCUGGGCUGAGACCUGAACAGAGCAUGGCUGGACUGGAGACUGAACAGAGCACGGCUGGACUGGAGACUGAACAGAGCACGGCUGGACUGGAGACUGAACAGAGCACGGCUGGGCUGGAGACGGAGCAGAGCACGAGGACGGGGGGCCGCAUGAGUGCAGGAAGUCCUCCCAGCGGAGCAAACGUGGAGCUGGGCAGGCUGGUGCAUUCACGACGGUCCGACUGGGCUGGAAGGAGGAAACCGAAACCUGGGACCUUCGGCGGUGCGACCGGGGCUGGCGUAAUCCGAGCGGACGGCGUGGGGGCUGGUGUGGUGCGGAGCGCGCUGUUUAACUCUCUGAGUCGCGCGCACAAUCGCUCGUAGAGGCGACAGACACUGGGGCGCUCUAGCACGCUGUCCUCGUCCUCCAAGGUCCACACCGCCACCUCCACAACGCUGCGCUGGGUUUCCGGGUUAAGUGCCCUUCGGUAAUCCUCCGCGAGGAUUUUAAAAUAAUUGCGUAGGUCGCUGGGUAGCUCGGCGCAGGUAAACUCCAUUCUCCCGCGGGUGAAUAAUACUCACAGUCAAAAAAAAACAAAACAAGAAGAAACAGUCACUGACCUGGACGGAGACUGAGUGCUGGCUGGGUCCAAGUCGGGCCAGAUUGUUCUGUCAGGCUCGGGCAGGCGUCGGACCCACAUGCACAGCACAAAGGCAGGUUGAGGAAGAAUACAGGCUUUAUUGCUAUAAGCAGAGUCAGACGGUCCAGGUCAUACACAAAAUCUCGGGCGUGAAGCACAGAAGGGGAGCAAGCAAUCUCAGGUCCAGUAGCCAGGCAGGGUUCGAUACACAAGAGAUCUCGGUGACGGUACAAACAAGGGCUAGGCAAAACUCACGGUCAAGCAGGGUUCAGUCAGGAUCAACACACGAGAUGUCAAACAAGAAAUGCUGGAAUGGAGUGCCUUGGCAAGGAAACUCGACAAUCUGGCAAGGGACUAUGGGAACUGGUAGGGGCUAAAUACACAGGUGCUGAUUAAUUAACUGUUAACAGGUGUGCUGAAUGAACCGGGAACUGAACUGAGAAACAGGAAGUAUUACAAAAUAAAACAGGAAGUAACACGGAAACGUGACACUUCCCUGGCGUCUCGGACGCUGGUUCACAUCAGCUUCUGCUGUCCUUUCCUUUCUAGGCAGUUGCACAAGCCAGUAUCCUGAACGAACCCCCAAUUGUUACUAGCACCAGACCUAGGGGAAUCUGGACCGGCCACAAAUUAUACACUGGCCGGAAAACACUGUGGAUCAAAGAAUAGGAGAUAGCUCUGAGUGUCUUUAAGCAGCAAGCGCUAAUUUAUUACUGACCAGCACUGGCGCUGGGCCCGUAGCUUUUUUUCCUCCUCGAAUCCACAGCAGGCAACAGCGCCUCCUACUGUCCACACAGCGCUCAGCAUAGCAUCCAUACCAACCAUUAAUUCACGUAUGUAAAAAAAGAAAUCAUGGGGGUGUCUUCUAUACCAUAUACCUUCGUGUAUCCACUUUUUUCAGCCUACUACAUAUGUUUGUCCAUCUAGCUCUACGUGGGUUUAAGCACAAUGAAGGAAUAAAGAGACAUCAGACCAUCAGUAAAGCUGAGAUUUUUGAUAUGUUGAAACAUGUUUAGCAAAACUGUUUAACUUUAUCGGAGCACAGAGACAUUUUUAAAGCGAAGGGUUUUGAGAGCAAACAUGACAAAAUCUGAACAUUAAAUCGCUAAAGUGCACUCUCGAAUUGAAAAACUACGCUCUUGAUUAAACAUAGAGAUCUCACCCCAUAGAGAACCACAUACAAUCUAUAAAGAGAACUAAAUAAAACAGCUAAAAAUGGAAUGCUGACCAAAACUUCAUAAAAAAUAUGAAUAAACAAAAUAUUAAUAUAAAUAAUUAUUUACAUCCCAAUAAAGUCUGGCUAUUAAUAAAUGUUGAAGACAAUCUGUUAACAAUUUUUUUUCAAGUAAGUUAUUUUAGCCUUUUUACAACCAUUGGCACUAACAUAGUUUCAACAUUUCAUCAACAUAACAAAAAUAAUUGACAUUAUUUUAACCACAUGUCAACGUUGAUUUAGCAGUACUUUAAGAUUACGAAUAAGAAUGCCUUUAUUAGUUCCACAGUGGGAAAACUGCACCUCACAACAGCAAAAGGACAGAAAACAGAAAACCGUUAGCAUUAAACAUUGUUUCAACAUUUCAUCAACACCACACAAAUACAGUCAUAGCACUUAAAAGUGUCAGCCUUUACGGCAAUCUGUUUGCAUUUUCAGCGCGGUAUCACCGGGUUUUUAGCGCGUUGGAGCUGUGUUACAUCUAUUCGGCCUAUAGGUGGCGAUCAACCCCCACACUGGCCUUUAUGAUGCUGUCCUAUACUUAUGUUAUAUAAGACCAUGUAUAAUUCCAGAUUAAUGCCUCCGUGGUGUAAUGGUUUGUUUAUUGUUUGACAGCCUUAAUGUGUCAAUUUUUUACCCCGGGUUCGAAUCCCGGUGGAAGCAGAAGUUGUAAUUACUGAACAUUUUUAUAUGAACAGAAAACGCUUGAAAGCUUUUCCGUUUUAUAUUCCGUUUAUUUCGUUAUUACUCCUUUCACCUGUACCACAUAAAGCCAUUGCAGAGCUACAGCCAUGUUCCUACAAAGUUAACCCGCUGUUUAUUUCGUUAUUCCCUCUUUCAUGUCCGUCUGUUGAAUGAAAGUGGGCGGGGCCAUCCACGUCCCAGAGCAGGGACACUGGGGGAAGGGGAAACACGCAUCAACACGCAGGACAAAGAUCUGCGUUUCUCUGCCUGCUACAACCUCGGCUGUGUUGGGUUGUUAGGCUCACUUUCACCUGUACCAUAUAAAAAGUGUUCCUACGAAGUUGAUCAGCUGCUUUCAGAAUCAGAAUCGUUUUCAAUCGUUUUCCCCAGUGUACUCGCGCGAAGCGAGUUCCAAAUCCACUGUGUUGCCUGUGUAAUAAAACAUUGUUUUUCUGAGGUUAUUGUGGUAAAUGUCAUUACGGUAAAGUAUAAUAAUGCAGCUUCCAACUGUUUAACUUGACCACCUUAAAAGUGGUCAAAGUGGUUUAUGCUGCAGAGCAGGAGUUAUUUUGUUUUCAUUCAGUGAAAAACGUUAACAUUUAUUGUGCAUAAUAAGCACAUGUAAAACAAACAAGCUGCUGCAUUAAUGCGUUGUUGAUCUGCUGAGUCCUGACGUUCCGACGCGCUAUAGAGAAAGAUUUAAUACAAUGUAUUUAUUUAUAUUAAAUAAAAUCCUCUUACAUAUUUUAUGUGAACGUCCAUAGGAACUGCGUUUAAAAGCAGUGAAGUGAAAGGUUUUAAAUAUCAGGAGUAUAAGAAAAAGACCAUUGGUUUUAGAAGCAAGUUGUUGUUUAAUUAGUAGGAGAUCAGAUCAGGGGACUCUGCCGGUGUGCGCACUCAGCUGAUUCAUUCCGCCUCCAGACAGGCUCUUGCAGCGACCGAUGUCGUGUUUCAAUAUACUUUCUAAUAUAUGGCCCCACUGUGCGUUUGAUUAUGGACUCCUCGUCAAACUGUCUAUCCAUAAUCCCCUUGAAAAUAAUCAUCGGUCCUGGUCCCCACCUAGAAAUCAUUCCCCAAACGUGGAGUUUGAGGGGAUGCUUAGGUCGCGGUCUAGAAACAAAGUGUUCAUUCUGGCAAAAUGCUCCAAUGCCACAGUCGAUUCGAUUCGGGGAAAAUCAAACCGUUAAAACGUACACGGACCCGACACUUAAACACGAGAACAUACUGUAUAAAGACAGCAGCGACAUCAGCAACUGACAACAAACACUAGCGCGUAUUGACAACUUGAUCCAAGUGAUCUGCCUAUGAAUAAGCGGCUCUUCAGCACCAUCGUUGGAACGUCACAUCACUGUCUGCUUCAGACGGUGACGCCACUUCCCUGAUUCUCUUGUUGCCUGCAUUUGACAAGCAUACAUUUCUGGUUAAGCUCUACCUGGACACAUCAUCUGUCAUUCGGGCUCUUACGUUAACUAUAGGUCAUUAUAGAAUUAGUUUUUCGUUCUCUGCUUUUUUUCUCAAAACGAAAAAUCAGCUUUAAAUCCAACUCCGUGCGUUGUGUCGAAAAAACAACAACACUUGAAUUCCGUUAAUUAAUAUUACGAGCUGAAACGAAAACCAAGUUUGUUUGGUAUUUUUUCCUCAUGAUCAACAAAUCAGAAGACGAGUACAGAUAUACAUAUAAAAUUCAUUUAUACCACAGAUUGAUGAAUAAACAUAGAUUCCUAUUUUAUGUUAUUAUACUUAUAUUAUUCUAUUGGAUUGGCUGGAGGAGGGACUUUGUCUCUCGGCUGGCCUGGAAACUGUAAAAACAUCAGCAGCUUCGGCAAUUGACAACAAACACUAGCGCACUAGCGAGCAAAGAUGCAAAAUAAUCUAUAAUAUUUAAAAAUGAACUACUCUACAUUUAAUGAUACAAUACCAUGACAUCGUUUUUUGUGCUUAAUGUGCAGACACAGAUAGAAAUGAACAGUCGGACCUCACAUCUUUGCGCCACCUGGUGGUUAACACGAGACUAGCACCCUGAUAUUUUCAGCUUGCUGCAGGAUUAAAAAUCCUUAGUCGGGGACGCACCCGUGGCGCGCUGGCGACGCGUAAAAAAGGUGGUCGCUUUGAAGCGCUACCACUGUAACUGUUAUUAUUUUAACCAUAUGUCAAUGUUGAUUUAUUGGUAGUUUUUUAAAUCAUUUUACAUCAAUGUCACAUCGACAAAUGUUAUUUCAAGCUAUUUGUACUGUACAUUGAAGGUCUGUUGUGUGCCUGCUGGGUAUUGAUCUAUUCAGAUUGAUACUUUCAAUGGAGUUUGUUUCACUUUGUAUGUUAUAUAUUACAUCUAUUCACCUUCUAAAGCAUAUAUUAUAAUAAUACAUUGUCUAACUGCUGCAAUAUUGGUUUGUAAACACAUACGUGUUUUUCUUUUUUGUCUGAUC
This is a messenger RNA of Betta splendens (Siamese fighting fish), 11057 nucleotides long. RefSeq names its product fibroin heavy chain-like. The record is from RefSeq and is a predicted model, not a curated record. The coding region runs from base 3754 to 5022 and encodes 422 amino acids. Lineage: Eukaryota; Metazoa; Chordata; Actinopteri; Anabantiformes; Osphronemidae. The transcript has 3 exons.